AUGGACGCCAUCGAUGUAAGCAAGCAACGACAUCGACGACGGGAGCGGGCUCUUCGGAUGAUCGCGGAGCGGGACAAAGAUACGGCCGCUGAUGCCGGCCGCCAUCAUCAUCCGGAUGACAGCGCUGAUGAAGACAGUGGCCCUGUAAGCCGAGAGAAACCGCCCCGCCCCCUUGUUCGUCGUAGGAAAAAGGAAAAAGAGCCUUCGCCCAUCCUCGAAGAGGAUAUUAUAGACGGCUUCGCAAUCCUUGCCUUCAAAACUUACGAAGAUAUAGAGUUUGCUAUUAAAAUUGCCAACAAGCGCAAUGAAAAGCGCCUCUCGUCGAUCGUCGAACUGACGACGAUUAUGGUCGAGGCGAAACCACCGAAAAUCAUCGAUAGAACCUCGUCCAAGCUGGCCGCGGAGAAGUCCCUGGGCAACAGUGAUGAUCCAAUGGCGGCCGCCGCGACGGAAGUAGAGGCAGAAGCAGGAACUGCAGGAGGGACUGUCCCAAACCACCAAGAUGUGCCACUCAUCGUUGGCGUUGGCGGUCCGCCGCUCGCUUCGAACGGCACUAGUGGGGGCGUUGUCAACAGUAGUAACGCCACAUCCGACAGCAACCGAAACGGUGGUAAUAACGGCAGUAACGCCAAUAGCAGCAACAGUAACGGCGACGGAGCCGAUAGCAGCGCGACGGUGAUGGCGGGCGGUGGUUCUACGUCAAAUCUAUCUCUACCGUCGAACAUCGAUCCGGGUACGUCGGAUGACAGUGGACGGGCGUCGGAGCGACUGACAGCAUCGUCCGCGGCCCAGCGGGACCCGGAUAGUUCACGUGAUCGCCUCAGUGAUGCGAGCAGUCGCUGCAGCUCCGGCAAAGGAUAUAUCUGUGAUAGCGAGGGAGACGACGAUAAGGUAUGUAGCUACUGUAACUAAAUGACAGUGCAUGUAAGAGAGAGAGAGAGAGAGAGAGAGCGAGUAUCAAACGGACCACUGAGCAGUACUGCUACACAUUUAACGUCGCUUGGUGGUGGCAUCGGCGUCGGCGGCGUCGUCGGCGACGGUAGUGGCCAUCCGGCAGCGGCAGCCAUCGCGUCGUCGCCACAGAAGCAGCAACCGCCGCCGCUGCAACGGCACGGGUCGCCGACGGCCGCCCAACAACAACAGCAUCAGCAUCAGCAACAGCAACCUCCACAGCCGCCCCCAUCGCCGCACACGGCGGCUGGCGGCGGCGGCACAAGCAAUAAACCCCUGCUGCCGACGGCCUCGGCGAAGAUACCUACCGUGACGACGGAGGUGGGUGGCGGGGGCAGCGGCAGCAGCAGCUGCAUUAGUGCUGGGAAUGGCGGUCCACCGAGCAUCAUAACGACGGCGGGGGGACUCACCGUGUCAACCAACACCACCAGCAGCUGUAGCAGCCCCACCAGCACCAUGCCGAAGCACCUCCAUCAGCAGCCAGGAGGGACGGCGGCGGCGGCGGCGCCGUCCACGGGCAGCUCACCACAGUCGCCAGCGCAGCCGAUGGCGUCGUCCCCGGUGACGGGGAGCAGCAACACCCCAAAGCAGCAGCAGCAGCCGCCGUCGUCGUCGUCGUCGUCGUCAAGCGCCAACCCAUAUCCGCCUGCCAAUACGUCGCCCCAGCCACCGGCGGCAUCGUCGUCCUCGAAGCAGCAGCAGCAGCAGCAGUCGGCGGGCGGCUCAAACGGCAGUGCCGCGCCGCUAUCCUUCCUGCCGCCAACCUCGUCAGCGGCCGCCACUCCGGCGGCGGCGGCUGGCAGGAGCACCCCGGGCGAUUCCAUCACCACCACCCUUCUCGAUGGAUCCGCGUCCUCUGCCGAACGGUUACGCAGCAACAGCAGCCCGGCCGUGCCGUCAGUGUCGUCGGCGUCGGCGGCAGCGGCGGCGGCGGCCGCUACGCUACUAAACGGUAGCCAUGCAGCGGCGGCGGCGGCGGCUGCGGCGGCGGCAGCGGCCGCAGUCGGCCACCCGUCGCUGAUGAUGGCCAACGGGCUGGGCAGCCUGCCACCCCACUACCACCAUCGCGCCUACCCCAGCUACCCGCUCUACUCGCCGUACGCCAGCUUCCAGCACAACCCCUACCUGCCCCCGUCGGUCGUCACCUCGCCGAAUCUAUCGCCUCGCAUGCAUCCCGCCCUGGCGCCCAUGCCUCCCCACCACCCCCACACGCUGAUGGGGCUCAGCCUAAUGGACCCGACCCGGUUGCAGCCGCAACCGGGUGGACUAUCGGCGGCAGCGGCGGCGGCGGCGGCGGCGGCAGCGACUACGGCGGCUCCAACGAACAACGGGCCGCCGCCGCCGCAUGGGGGUUCCAGCAGUGGCGGCCUUCCCCGUAGCAGCGAUCCCUCGACGUCGACGUCAUCGUCAUCGUCUCCCCUCAUCACCGUGUCCGCCGCCGGCGCAGCGACGGCGGGGGCCAACGCAUCUCAGCCGAAGAUACGGCCCAUUACCCCGAGCUCCAGUAAUAGCUCCUCGUCCUCGUCCUCGUCGUCAUCCUCGCUGUCAUCGUCGUCAUCCGGUUCCGUCACGAUCGUGUCCAGCACGGCGGCGCCCCCACCGCCGCCCUCCACCAGCGGCGCUCUCCAUGCUCUGGCGGCGGCGGCGGCGACGACCGGCGGAAGCGGGCGGAUGGCGCCUCACCACCCGCACGCGCUGGGCCCCGGUGGGUCACCGGGACUGCACCCACAACACCACCAUCCCCAUCACCAACACCACCUGAGCAGCAGCAGUAGCAGCAGCAGUAGCAGCAGCAGCAGCAGCAGCAGCUGUAGUAGCGGCGGCGGCGGCGGUGGUGGUGUCAGCAUAGCCGUCUCCUCACGUCCACACUCGCCCCGCGGUCACAGUCCGAACCGGGAACGAGAUAGCUAUAGUAGUAACGUAAGUAGUUUAUCCCGCUCGACGCCCGGCUCCACGAUACCUGUUGCUGCUGCGUCGGCGUAUGGUUUGGGUUCGGCGGCUGCGUCGGCCGCUCCCCCUGCCCACGGCGGGCCAGGUCCUGGGGGAGGUCAGUCACCCGCACCACUGCCCACGUUCGUCACUGCCGCCGCCGGUGGUCUGCCGCACUCGGUAGCGCUCGCCGUCUCGUCGGCCGCCAUGUCGGCCGUUUCUUCUAGUCUCACCUAUCCUAAGACAACUCUGGCGAUUGGCGGCGUCAUCGGUGGCGGCGGUGGCGGCGGCGGUGGCGGCGGCGGCUUGCUGAUGUCGUCCUCAGUCGGCGGAGGGGUGCCACCGUGUUGGUCAGGGUCGCACUUGCAACACCCGCAACAGCAGCAGCAGCACCCAGCGCUACCACCGCAUCAUCCGCACCAUCACCACGCCGCUCACUCUCCAGCGGCGGCGGCCAACAUGAGUACACCCGGCGGCUGCAUCAUCAUCAGCGCCACUGCGGCGGCGGCGGCGGUGACCGUGUCCGCGGCUUCGGCGGCCUUUUCCGCCUCGUCGCUCUUCGCCACACCGCCCGUGCCACCGCUCGCUUCUGCCACCAGUACGAGCAGCUCCUCCUCAUCUACUACACCGGGGAUGGGCGGGGGGCCACCGGCACUCGUUUCUGACCAAGCGGACAUGCUGCGGCGCGAACUGGACAACCGGUUUCUCGACCGCAGCGGCCUGACGGCGGCGGCGGCCGCGGCUGCAGCCGUGGCAGCGGUUGGCCCCGGACCCGGACCGGGGCCACCCUACCUGCGCCAGGAGCUCCACCACCACCAGCACCAGCACACGCACCUCCACCAGCACCAGUCGAUGCUGCCGGCCGGGGCGGGCGGCGCCCCCGGUGCCCUCUUCCCGCCGCCCCUCUUCAAGGACGUGCCGAAGAUCGGGGCCGUCGACUCGCCGUUCUACCGCACCGGGCUCGGCGGUAUGCCCAACGCGUACGCCGGCUACCCACCCGGUCUGCUACACCCCGGGCUCAGCGGCCCGACCCAGUUCGUGCCUCCGAGUCACCUACAGUCCUUCGUACCGAAGGUAUGUUCGUCCACCCAGACCCCCCCCCCCGCGGCUCCGGUCGAUCCGAGCAAGAAGAAAACGGGAAAAUGGAACGCGAUGCACGUGCGAAUUGCGUGGGAAAUCUACCACCACCAGGCGAAGCAGAACCCGGACAAGGUGGCGUCGAUAAAGACGGCGUCGGAGAUGCUGCGGCCGCCGUCGCACAUGUACCCGUCGUCCGCGGCGGCGGCAGCGGCAGCGGCUGCCGGGCUCGUGCGGCCGCACGAUCUGCCGUCGGCCACCUUUCCACCGGGAGGCCUCCCGGGGCGGCCUGGACCGUACGAGUCCGCCCCGCUGCCCCCGAGCUUCAUGAGCUCCCCGGCUAGUCAUAUAGGUGUAUCCCCGUUUGGCCGGUACGCAUCACCGUAUGGGGGCUCCCCGUUCAGCGGCCUGUCGCCCUUCUCGCGCGACCUUCCCAUGGGUUCGCAGAUACCAGGCUCCCUGCAUGAUCCCUGGCGCAGUGCAAUGCCGCGCAGCGUGAGCGGUGGAUACCAACCGGGGCAGGCGACGAGUGGCGGUUCGUGGCUACCCAUCAAGCAGGAUCCAGGACUGGCAGCGGCGGAAACGGCGCGCCGCGAAGCGGAAGAGCGCGAGCGGCAACGGGAACGAGAGGAGCGUGAGCGGCAGCGGCGUGAGCGCGAGGAGCGCGAGAAACAGCGGGAGCGCGAGCGCGAGGAGAAGCUGCGCAAGGAGCAGCAGGAGCGGGAGCGACAGCGCGAACAGGAACGGGAGCGCGAGCGGAAGGAGAAGGAGCGGCGCGAGAUGGAGCGGCGGGAGAUGGAACGCGAACGGAUACUGCACCAGCAGCAGCGCGAAUCGAAGGCAGCGGCGGCGGCGGUUGCCGUGGCGGCGGCGGCGGCGGCUUCGCUCAAACGGGACCGGUCGCCGCUGCGCAAUGGCACCGGGCCGCCCACCGACCACCAGCAGCUGGUGGACAUUCGGAUCAAGGAGGAGCCCCGCAAGGACGAAACGGAGCUGCUGAUGCGAAGCCACGCGGCGGCGGCGGCCGCCGCAGCGGCCGCUGCCAGCGAACCCCGCUACCACCCGUCGAUGAUGCCGCACCACCCGUACAUGACCGGGCGGCUACCGGCGGCGCACAUGCUACCGGGCGGCCACCUAUCGCGCACGAUGCUGCCCCCGACGAUGGGGCUGCCGGCACACUUUCCGCCCCCGCAUGGCAGCUGGGGGCCGGACCCGUUCCGGGACUAUCGGUUCGAGUCGCUGCACCAUCAGCUCCGCUACAAUCCCAUGUCGAACCCGAUCAUGGACGCAUACCGUGCGGAGGAAGCGAAGGCGUCGCUGUUGUACGCGGCGCAAACGGCCGUUCACUAUCGGGGCAAGGAGCCUAGCCCGGUGCCGCCACCCCAUCAACCCGUCAGCGUCAGCAUCAACCACAAACCAUCCCCUGGGUCCGCUGGUGGUGGCGGUGGCGGUAGCGGUAGCGGUGGUGCCCCAGGUGUUGGCGGACCGCCAACGAAUGGUGGGCCUGCGGGUGGUGGUGGUUCGUCGUCGGGUGCCGGUGUUCCAUCGGCGCCCCCGUCAGCUUCCUCCUCACUUGACAUGCACAAGAAGGACGACUCCUCUCAGUCCCGAUGA
Anopheles bellator is the source of this 5571-nucleotide messenger RNA. Its product is annotated as mucin-19-like. NCBI's taxonomy places the organism in Eukaryota, Metazoa, Arthropoda, Insecta, Diptera, Culicidae. The record is from RefSeq and is a predicted model, not a curated record. The transcript is spliced from 18 exons.